CUCUUAUAGAAAAUAAAAUCAGGAUUUCCCUUCAAAACUCUGUAGGUAUGUUUAUGUUCUCUCUUUAUCAUUUCCUUUAGUCGUUUUUCUUCACCAACACCGAUAACGUCUCUCCUCUCUUUCCUUUAACGUUUUCCCUCUACUUUUAAGCAGUCAACUCUCCCAUUGGCCACAACUUAACAAGCUACCUCAUUGGUCAAAACUCAACAAGAUACGUGGGAAACUUAAACUUAAAAGUAAACCAACCUAUUCACUUAAAAAAUGGUCUCAGACCUGGUCUUCCUCUCCUACUUGGUCCGCCGCACCACCGCAUCCCUGCUCAAGGAGCGCUGCCGCCUCAAACUCAAAGUGGAGCGCAACCUGGACAGGUGAGCCUAAUGGGAAAGACGGGCUUGUUUCAGCAAGUGGGCUUGCUUCAGCAAGAACACUACUGUUGUCUUGCUUACAUAAUUGUUACCCACUGGGCAAACUUAUGAUAUAAUUUCAACAAGUUUUGCCUGUGGAAAAUGGAUAAAUGUCCUAAACUGACUAUCGUUGUUGCAUAUGUUUGUAUGUUGCUAGUAACUAUUGAUUAAUAAUAGUUGUCCCUGUGUUCUGAUGACUUGGGAAUCCCAAUGGAGACAAAAAAUAUGAUAUUUAUUGAUCGAUUGAUUUGACUGAAUGAUUGAUUGACUAGUGUGCUGAGCCAUACAGUACCAGACAUGUCCAUCCACUGCAGCCUGUCCUCGGUGCACUGCUCCCUGGACCUGGAGCGCUACCAGCUGAUCCGAGGCCUGCUGGACAACAACCUGGGAGAGCCUGUCGAGGAGUUCCUCUGCCCGUACAACCUACAGGACCCCAGCAACUAUACGGUGUUGAGUGGUGACGUGUACACCAGCCUGUCUGUCCUGGUGGACAUGAUGAACGUCAGUCUGGAGUUGCUGGACAGCCCGAAGGCCACUGGACAGAAACCAUGCUCACUAGCCAUGUUUGAUUUCAUGAAGUCCAAGCUGCUGUUUUAGAGUUUCUCCAAUGGCUCCAAGUCUGUGAAUCUGGUGUCUCACUCCCUCUUGGCAUAUGACACCUGUUACACCGUGGCCUGGCAUGGACGCAGGCAGCAGUGCCAGGGGCAAGCACAAUGUUUUCGACUGCAUCCUGCAGCCCUCCAAGACGGGCACCAAUCGGGCCACCCUCCAGCUGGAGCUGCAUUACAGGUGCACUAGGGACUCUUCCUGUUUCGCUGUUGUCCUCAACAACCUGCGUGUGUUCCUCAUCUUUGAUUGGCUCCAGCUGGUUCGGGAAGUGGGCGGGUGGUGCGCCUCGCCACCGCUGGCCCAGCGGCAGCAAUGACCCAGGCACCACAGGUACUGUCAUGGCCAAGACAGUCAAGUGCGGCGUUUUCACC
Molecule: messenger RNA, 1384 nt
Organism: Coregonus clupeaformis (lake whitefish)
Lineage: Eukaryota; Metazoa; Chordata; Actinopteri; Salmoniformes; Salmonidae
Product: vacuolar protein sorting-associated protein 13D-like
Exons: 4
Coding region: 702-1001 (99 amino acids)
Source: RefSeq, a predicted model, not a curated record